AGAGGCUCACGCCUGUGACUCAGCUCAGUAGCCUCUUCUCUACUCGGACGGUGGCUGUGUGUGGCGGAUAAUUAUAUACUUGUUGAUUUUUCCAGUAUUUAUCUAAUUUUGCUUCAAACUUUUCCGCCAUCUCCACAUUCACUACUCACUCAGCUCGGAGAAUUUUUACCAUGACAACCAUCAAAGAAGAAAGCUCCAAUAAGGCUUUUGGUGGAUGGCAGAAAGUCUACUCUCAUGAUAGUAAAGAACUUGGAUGCCACAUGAAGUUUGGAGUGUUCAUUCCCCCACAGGCAGAUUCGGAACAGGUACCUGUGGUAUAUUGGUUGUCUGGGCUGUGCUGCACUGAGCAGAAUUUUAUCACCAAGUCUGGAUCUCAGCAGCAUGCAGCCAAGCACGGUUUACUUGUGGUGGCCCCUGAUACUAGUCCCAGGGGUUGUAACAUUGAAGGAGAAGAAGACAGUUGGGACUUUGGCACUGGUGCUGGCUUUUAUGUUGAUGCCACCGAGGAGAAGUGGAAAACAAACUACCGCAUGUACUCAUAUGUCACCAAGGAACUCCCUGCUGUUAUUGCUGCUAAUUUUAAAGUGGAUAGUGAUAAAGCUGGCAUAAUGGGACAUAGCAUGGGCGGUCAUGGUGCUUUGAUUUGUGCCUUCAAGAAUCCUGGCCAGUACAAAUCUGUAUCAGCUUUUGCCCCAAUCUGCAACCCAGUCAAUUGUCCUUGGGGAGUUAAAGCUUUCACUGGCUAUCUUGGUGCUGAUAACAAGGAUGCCUGGAAGACAUAUGAUGCUUGUGAUCUGGCCAAGAAUUACAAUGGUCCCCCCCUGGAGGUGAUGGUAGAUCAGGGCAAAGCAGAUAACUUCCUAACACAAGGCCAGCUACUUCCUGACAACUUGGUUGCUGCCUGUGCUAAUGGAGGAGUUCCAAUAGUCAUGCGUAUGGAUGAAGACUAUGACCAUUCAUAUUACUUCAUAUCAUCUUUCAUAGGGGAUCAUUUUGACCACCAUGCAAAGUUCCUGAAGGACUGAGUUCAGAGUUAGCUAUUCAUAUUAGAAUUUUUUUUUUUUUGGUUAUAGAAUUACUGCCAAAUCUUGGGAACCAUUUGCUUGAUCAGUGAAUAUUUUUUCUCUAAUAAAAUGUUUUCCCAAA
Molecule: messenger RNA, 1146 nt
Organism: Homarus americanus (American lobster)
Lineage: Eukaryota; Metazoa; Arthropoda; Malacostraca; Decapoda; Nephropidae
Product: S-formylglutathione hydrolase-like
Exons: 7
Coding region: 171-1025 (284 amino acids)
Biological process (GO): formaldehyde catabolic process
Cellular component (GO): cytosol
Molecular function (GO): S-formylglutathione hydrolase activity
Source: RefSeq, a predicted model, not a curated record